AAGCUUGAAAACUUGAACUUGCUUUUUGAAACUUGAAACUUAUGAUUCACUCACAUUUUUUCUCUCUCCUUUUCUACAUGAAUUGCCACUUUACAGGGGAUUAGUAUACGUGGCAACGUAGUAGGUUCGUACAUUCAUAACAAGGACACUCCUGCUGCGACUGAACGUCCAAUGGUGUAAAGGAAUCCGAUGUAUUGAAGGACUGUAGUACUGUGAAGAGCAUCGCAAAAGGUCAAACUGAAUCAGUAUCUUGAUCGAAGUUGGAUGUUUCCCGUACAAGAGAUAUUGAAGGAAUAACUUAGUAUUUGCUUCGCGUUUUAAAUCUCAUACCUUAAAAGAAUAUUCCCUCACCUGUUGUAAUCAUCUUAUCAAAAUAGUUUGUACUCCAUUUGAAAAUUGUUUUGUUGAGAUGCUAAAACCAAAUAUCAAAGAUAACCCUGAAAAGAACUUACAUUUACGAGAACCAAAGAGGGAUUAUGAGAAAUUUAGCUUAUGAGUAUGAAUGACAAAAGCAGGCAUGUGUCUGUUCCACAACCCUUACCAGCUAAUUUUGGCCCACCUGUUCCCCCUGUUGGACCGGGGCCAGGGCAAUGUGUGGGACAGCAACCGUGGAUGCCAAAUUCUGUCCAUCCUGCCCCUUAUCAUAUGCCUCAUCAGGGUUACCCAUCGAACUAUAAAAGCAACACUCCGAUCCGAGCCCCCGAAUAUCCUCCAAUGCAUCCAGCAGGGUAUGUCCAGCGCUACUCCUCCUACGAUGCACAGUGCCAAAGCUUUCCCUUUGGAAAGAUUCAUGAAGGUCCAGGGCGCCCUCCAAAUCCCACUGCAUAUCCCAUUGUGAGGCAUUACAAUUCUCAACAUGUUUAUAAUGAAGUUCCCAAAGAAUCACCCAAGAACUCAUUGGACAUGUUUCCUCAAAGUAAAAGUCCAGGUCAGGCAGCUGUACCCAAGGAGAAGAAUAAUGCCCAAAUCCUUGAGAAAAAUGGUAGAGAUGAUAUGUCUUCUCCAUCAGAUAGUAAGAGUGAUUCCGAGAUGAACAACACUUCCACCGAGUCAUGUGCUGAAGAUACCCGAUCUCCAACAAGUUGUGAUAAACAAGAAAACUUUUUUACAGAAAAAAGUGAAAGUUCCAUUAAAUCUAUCAGUGAUUCAAACUCGCGCUCAGAAAAUGAACCUCUCUCAAAAAAGUGUAAAGUUAGCAAUGAUGCCAGCCCAGAGCGAAGCAGCCAAACUUUUUCUUCCAUUUCAAAUAGCAAUAAUCAUGCCAAAAAGGAAAGCUCUAUGCAUCGCCCACCAUAUGAGAUGAGGAUUCACAAUCCUUCGUACCAGCAUGCUGAUAACAUGUAUGGUAUGUAUCCGGAGGGAGAGCGAAGAAUGCACAAUAACAAUCUACAGCACAAUCCAAAUAUGGGUAUGAACCCUCAUCAUAUGAGUGACCCAAUGCAUUAUGGUUACCAAGGCGUGAGUCGCGGUGCAGUAAGUGAUAUUGACAAGCUUACUGAUCUCGAUUUCUCUGAGAAAAGUAAUACUUCCGAAAAUGUCUUCCAAGUUCCUUCUAUUUCUUCCACGACUCCACCGAAGAUCUUCCCACCCAUCCCACCUUCUCCCAUAUCCGAGUCGUGGGACGAUUCGAAAUAUUAUCAGCAGCAAGAAGAAACAGAUUCAGAGAAGGUUCCGAGGAAGAAACGAAAGAGAUGCGGUGAAUGCCCUGGAUGUCUACAAAAGCAGAACUGUGGAAGAUGUGGACCUUGCCGAAGUGUCAGGAGUCAUCAGAUCUGUAAAAUGAGGAAAUGUGAAUCUCUUAAGACCAAAAAAGAGAAGGCAGCUGAAGAAUCUUAUAAAGCAGGCAGAAAAAGUAAAGAAAUAAUGAAUACUGCUAAUGUCGAAAGCUUGAGAAAUUCGGGUAAUGAUAUUGGUGGAAAAAUGAAUGGUAAUCCACAAUCCUAUCUUAGUCAUGGUGAUAGUCAAUCUCCUUCAAAUUCUAGUUCAAUGCAUCUAGGAAGUCAAAGUGUACGUAGUCAUGAUCAAUAUCAGCCGCAAGGGAAUAGUUUUCAGCAACCUGCAAUGAUUAAUCCUUAUAGUUCUAAUUCACAGUAUGCAUCCUAUUCACCACAAGUGCCACCUCACAAUCCUCACCUCCAGCCAAUGUACGACGGUCGUAUAGCUGUCAGUGUUGAUGGAGCUGGAGAUACUGAUGGUUCCAACUCUACCCACCGCAUGACCAACACUCGCUUAAAGACUUUGAUUCAUAAUCGACAAAACCAGAGAGAACAUGGGCAGUUAAUACCUAUUUGUAAUCCAGUUCAUGAUCCAUCAUUUGCCUCUCCUGUGCCUCUUUCACCAGUAAAUCAACAAUCCUAUGCAUCACCGUACCUACCUCCAUCAAAUCAUCAAGAAGUUAUGCAUAAUUCUAUGCCAUAUUCUGGACCACCAGAAACUUCUUCUCUCAUGCAUCUGCAACAGUUGUCCCCUAAUUCAAUAACUCCUCCAAAAUCUUCAGUUCAGAAUCAGUGGUCAGAUAAAACUCCACCUUGGACAGAUGGAUCCUCAUCUAGCCUUUCUCGAAAAACACCUGAAAAUUCAGCUCCUGUGUUGCAGAAAUCACCUGCUAAGCCAUCCCAAAAUGGGCACCCUGAGCUUUCCCAGGCCAGUGAAGAACCCAAAAUAGUGAAUGGAGGUGAAAAACCUGAAAACCCUUCUAGUAAUUGUGCCUUAGAUACAAGCAGUGAAAAUGUUGAUUUACAGAACAAUCCGACAAAGAAUCUUUCAGAAAGUGAAAAAUCAGAAGCCAAGACAGUAGAUCAAGAACGAAAGAUUCCAACACCUUGUGAUAGUUCUGUGAACAGAGCCAACAUGCCAUUGCACUCUUCUACUGGUACUCCACGAUAUGCCAAUCCUGGCUUUUCGUCACCUCCUUACGCGUAUAGGCAUCCUGCGCCUCCACAGACUUUGACUCCAAGUGCACCCUCACAGCAAGGUUGUAUGCCACCACCAUCUUCCAUACCUCCUAUGUCGGGCACUACGCCACAUGUCUCUGCCAAUGGUGGGCAUACGCAUUCGGGGACGUCUGCAAAUCCUAUUCCUGUACCAAAUGAAGCGAACUGUGAUGAAUCCAAUCAGUCGCCUCCUUUUUUAUUGAAUACGACCACAUCUAUGAAUACAUAUAUAAAUAUUACCAAUACAUAUAAAUCUAAAUUAUCUUUUUCUAAUGCUACUUGUUUGCCUACAUUUGCAUCGACGAGUGUGCAUAAUAGCACCCAAGCUUACGUCAAUUCAUACUCUUACAAUAAUCAGCAAAUGCAGUUAAAUUUUUCAGAAAAUAGCCCUCUGCUUCCGAAAGGGGGAGGCAAUUCCAAGUCAUACAUAGAUAGUGGUCGUAUUCAGGACUCUUUUAAGAGAUCAGACAUUCCUCACAAUUUUGGACAUCAAGACCUCCCCCUUCAACCAUCUGCACCAAAUUAUCUAUCCCAUUUUCCAAGUAACUAUGCAAAUCAUACUUCAAAUGACUUUCUUGAUAAUAAUUGCUCAACUCCAGUUGGUGUGGGUGCAGAUAAGAAAGAUAUGGAUCCGUUAGAAAGAAUUGAAAAGCUGCGCAGCAACACAAAACUUGAGCCACCUCAAUGCGAUUGUUUAAAAAAUAAAGAAGUGCUGCCAUCAGAAAAACUUCCUUAUUAUACUCAUUUAGGAAGUGGAGCUUCAGUUUCUGCUAUUAGAGAACUAAUGGAAUGCAGGUCUGGUGAGAAAGGAAAAGCCAUACGUAUUGAAAAGCUACUUUAUUCAGGUAAAGAAGGGAAAACCUCACAAGGAUGCCCAUUAGCUAAAUGGGUUAUUCGGAGAUCAGGACCAGAAGAAAAGUUGCUUACAGUUAUACGCCACAGACCUGGUCACACAUGUCCCACAGCAUAUAUAAUAAUUGCAAUGGUUGCAUGGGAAGGUGUAUCUGAACAUGUAGCUGAUAUGCUGUACAAAACUGUAGUUUACAAAACAGUUAAUUUUGGGAUUCCAACACAAAGGAAAUGUGGAACUAAUGAAAUGAGAACAUGUGCAUGCCAAGGUUUAGAUCCAGAAACUUGUGGUGCAUCCUUUUCAUUUGGCUGUUCUUGGAGCAUGUAUUACAAUGGAUGUAAAUUUGCUAGAAGCAAAAAUGCUAGAAAGUUCAAAUUAACUGAGAAGGAUGAGGAAAAGGAAUUAGAAGAUAAAUUACAAACAUUAGCUUCUGAUGUUGCACUUCUGUAUAAAAGAAUGGCACCAGAAUCAUUUUACAAUCAGACCGAAUUUGAGCAGCAAGCAUCCGAUUGUCGGUUAGGUAUCAGAAAAGGACGACCUUUCUCUGGAGUAACAGCAUGCAUAGAUUACUGCGCACACUCACACAAAGAUUUACAAAACAUGAAUAAUGGAUGCACUGUGGUUGUAACUUUAACUAAACAUAAAGGUUGGGAGAAACCUGAAGAUGAGCAGUUACAUGUUCUUCCAUUGUAUGUGAUUGAUAGUACAGAUGAGUAUGGCAGCAAAGAAGGUCAAGAUAAAAAGAUUGCAUCGGGUGCUUUGGAAGUCCUUGAGAAAUUCCCUGUUGAUUUCAAAAUUCGUACCACUCCCCUAAAACCUUGCAAAACAAGAGGGCGCAAACCAAAAGAUGGGUUUUCUCCUCGAAAACAAGCUCUUCAAACUGCAUUCAAGCAGCUUAUUGCAAGUGGAAAGCUCCGAAGGAUUGAACCACCAGGUGUUUACCAGAAGUGCCAUCUAGGCAGCAACAGACUAGUCCCUUUGCUCUCUCAUAACCAAACCAGUGGUCAUUUAGACAAUAAAGAGUUUAUGACCAUGAAGUAUGGGUCUUCAAAUGGUUUCAGUAAUUCUGUUCAAGCCAGUGCACUUAUACCAUCCAAUGCUUAUAAGGGGGAAGAAGCUGCUUGUAAAUUCUAUGCAGGGAAACACAUUUCACAUAAUAGUUAUUUAAAUAACAGUUGUACUUCCAACCAAAGUUGGAUGCCUCAAAGUCAGCAUAAUUUUAAUUGCAUUUCAUCUACAGAAAAUUCUCAAAAUCCUCCAAUUAAUACUUUUCAGGGAGGUUGCUUUCAUAAUGCUAAUUCUUCAUUUUCGAAGUAUGACUCUGUGCCUGCAACAAGAGGGUCUACUUCUAAGGGUAGUAGUGACAUAGGUACAAAUUCAUUGCAAAUUAAUCAUUCAUUCACCAAUACAUGUUCAAAAAUUACUUCUGGGACUUAUGUAACUUCGUCAUGUAAUGUUCCUUGUUACAAUGACAGAAACAAUAACUAUAUGUCUGGUGUAACAUACACAACACCACCUCAUUUUGCUACAUCUCAGAGUUACCAGUUAUCAAAUACAGGCAGUACAAAUUCUGCUUACUCUCAUUAUAAUUCAGGAAUGAACUCAAAUGUAGCAUCUCCAACGUAUGCAUCACAGAACCAUGUGAGUAAUUCACAUAAUUCAUAUUCUUAUCCCUCACAUCAAAAUAUUGAUAAUAAUUAUCAUUUUCAAAACAAUUCCUCGUUCCAAAAUCAGUGCCCGUAUUCAGCUCCAAAUAUACCACUAAAAAUACCAGGGAAUUACAGUGCUUCUAAUUCUAUACAUCCUCAACAUUCCAGCCCUGGAAACUAUAAUUACAUACCAUAUUCUGCAAGUCAAAUGACUCUAAACAACAACUUUUGUAAUUAUGCAGCUCAGAAACCAUGUAAUGUACCUGAAAAUUUCGCUGUACCGGAUCAUCAAAAUAACUACAUUGAUCUUAAUUCAGAGCAACAAAAAAUGCAUUCAUCAUCUAGCAAUAAUUUUAAUAAGAUACCCUCAUCACAUUAUCAGAAUUCUACAGCAAAUCAAAAUAAUUUUGUGAAAUCAGAAAAUGUAAGUCAAUCAAGCAAUGUAUUCCCUGAAAAAUGUGCCAACCCUCAAAGUGAAAUCUCUGAUUCUGUAUAUGCAUUGCGAGAUCUAGAUUCAAAAUCAGUCAAUUGCUUUUCAAAAGCUAAUCAGCAAGUCACUCCGGAGUGUAAUUCGGAAAAGGAGAACAUGCUUUGUAAAACAGAGAACACAAAUUUUAAGUAUUGUGAAAAUAACAACAAUAUAGUCUCUGAAACUUAUAAUAUUCAUGCCAAAAAUUACAAUUAUCAUUUGCAACAAUCAAAUCAAAUGUUAUAUUAUGAUAAUUUUUCAGGUAUUUGCAAUUACACUAAUUGUGUAAAUUCUGAUAAUUCAGCAGUUAUGGAGUUUGGAAAUGAGGCUUAUAAAGAAGGAUAUGAAAAGGAUGUCAAGGAUGGGUUACCAACUAAUUAUGAUAGUAGAAAAGCAGGAUCUAACAUGAAGGAUCAAGAAGUUUCCUCAAAUUCUAAUAAAUUGUUAGAAUCUUGGGAAUGUGAAAAUAAAUAUUCUUAUCCAGAGCCUAAUCACUUGGGAGUACUAACAUCCAAGUACAGUAAUGCCAGUGUAGAGGAUGAGGAAGGUUAUGUUGAUUCCACUACAAUUGAGGGAGAUGAGGUAUAUGAAGGGCAUUCUGAUAAUGAAAGCAGUUUUAAAGAUGUGGAGGUAGGUGGGGUAGCCAUAGCUCUAACUCAUGGAUCUGUAUUGUUUGAAUGUGCCAAACACGAAUUGCAUUCCACCACAGCUGUGAAAAAUCCCAACCGUCGGAAUCCAACCAGGAUUAGUUUAGUUUUUUACCAACACAAACAACUCAAUUUUGAGAAUCACGGUGAAUCUGAGUGGGGGCAAAAGAUGAAGGAGAAGAGAGUUGGGAAUUUGAAAAAUGUUGACACACAAUUUGAUGUCUCACCUAAUAAAAAACAGUGUUUUCAGCCAGAAGAGGAAUAUCCAAAAUCUAAUAUGCCUAUGAGAAUGCCAUGCACAACGCCUACUACAAAUUGGAUGACUGUGUUCCCAAUGCCUCCACUAGCUGUAGGUGCCCCAUUUAGAACAUAAAAAAUAUAAAUGACGAAUUUAUACUUUUAUAUUAACAAAAAUGAUAAAUUGAAAUUUUUAAAUUUUUCUUAUUGUGUGAUGAAUUGAAUGAAAUGUGCAGUUUCUUUUUUAGUAUCUGUGUGUGCUCUAAUAGUAAAACAUAUAUUGCAAUUGCUGCACAUUUUUAUGACAGAAAAAUAAUAAGGGAUAUAUACAAUAUGUACAAGCAAAAUUAUUUUGCCAUGUGAUAAUGGAAUGGUUAUAAACAUAUUUCAAUUUAUGCAGGUGGAGUGUAUGAAAACAAAAAUAAAUUUUCCAAUAGUUUAAUAAAUUUUUUUAACAUUUAUCUUACUUGAUUUAAAAUAAUAUAUUAGGUACUUAAACUAAAUCUUAAAAAAAUACUUCUAAGUUUUCACAAAAUAACAAAUUUUUAAAAUAUGAUCUUGAAGUAGACAAUUUAAUUUUAGUUUAGAUAUGUCAUUCUAUUCUGAGCAUUCAAUCAUGAGUUCAGCUGCAGUUUGACUUGCAGAAAUAAUUGAUGGAAACAGGGAAAAACAAUCAAACAAAAUAUAAUGUUUGUUGUAUAGACAUACACAAAUUCAAAAACAGAACACUGAUAAUGGAAUGUGUAUCUUUUUAAUGUGGAUGUUAUUCAUUAGUAAUACUCUGAUAUAAGGAUUUGAAAUAGUAAAAGGGAUAUAAAUACCACAUUGACUGCAAAAUAAGUAAAAUAAUAUAAGUACUUUUAAUUAUGUACCUUAUUAAGUACCUUUAAAAUAUGUUAAACAUUAAAUUACAAAAAAAUAAAAGUUGGUAGCUCUUAGCACAUUCACUGUUGUGGUCAUAUUGGUCAUAUACUUCACUAUAACUUGUUUAUUUUAUAGUAAUUUUUUAUGUGGACUUACCCAUUUUUUAAAAAAAUUAUGAUUGACAUAAUAAAUUUCAUUUGCCAUGUCUGGAGGAAUGAAAAAGGAGUAUAUGUCAAUCUCUGAUAAAAGCAAGGAAAAAUGUUCUGAGAGCUGAUGUACCAUCUGUAUUGUCCAUAAAGAAAAAAGUUAAUUAGUUCAAAAAUAAGCGUGACCACACAGUUUAGAGUAUUUCAUUAGAUAUGUUGUGUGAUACCUUCAUUUGAUAUUUUGCUUUAAUAUUGUGAAUGAAUUUUAAUUAUAAAGGUCUACAAGUCAAAUGCUAAGUCUUGUGUCUGUUCCAUGUUUAAUUUUUGUUAUUUAGUUAUCAUACACUCCAUUUCCACUUGUUGGGAAUAAACAAUCUUUUUAAUGGAUGCAUUUUUAUUUUUUAGUUCACUAUUUGUGGAUUAAAGAUUAUGUUAUUGUAGCAAGCUAAUAAUGCAAUAAAAGUAUCUUCCAAUAUUUAACUAGUGAUAAAAUAUAACUAUGCACACUUCAUAACUAUGCAAAUAUCAGUGUACACUUAACAAAAACAUACUAUGGGUAGUUCCAACAGACCACUGUAGAACUGUAUUUUGUAUUUAAUACCAUAACACAGUGCCUCAUGAGAAACGUUUUAUAUUGUAUAUUUAACUGGACGACAUUUUAUAUUUUUAACAAGGCUAAUGUACAGUUGAGAAAAACGGUGGAUCCAGCCUAUUUUUUUUAUGCCAAAUAAUAAGUAGGAAAUUGUAUUUUAUUCGAAGAAAUGCUGAAAUGCGAGUUUCCCCUGCAGUUCUUCCCUCUACACAUAAUUUAAAUAAAAAGUGUUCAUUGCCUCACUAGAGUAUGAUAACUCUUUUAAAAAGUGUGCAACUUCAAUAAGUAUUUAUAAGACAUGAACUGUGUUUGGAAUUGAGAGAACCUUUGAACUACAGUUGUUAUUGAUAAUUUUAAAAUACUGUGACGGUUAGAUGAAAUUUUAAUAAAUCAUGUAUUAAACUUAUGUCAUACAAUGAAAUAUGGCUCAAUUUUGAACAAAUCUUUGCUAAUUUAAUUUAAUGAGUUUUAUGACUUAUCAAAAUAUUUAUGUUAUCUGUUGAAUUUCUACAGCAGUAGAUUUGCAUUAAGAAACUUCUAUUAAAAUUAUGACAAUAUUGAAUGUCAUAUACUGUUAAAACAGCAUAUAAAGAACCUCAUAUUAACUACUGAAAUGAAAGAUUUUAAAGCAAGUCUAUUGUAUUUUUCAACCUAUUUUUUUUCAAUAUAUAUAUAUUUAUAUGCUUUUAUAUUUUGAGUUUUAAAUUAGAUGUAGUUAUGCACUUAUGUAAUUAUUAUACAAAUACUCUCAAUGUAUUUGCUAAAAAUUGUUUACUAUUAUUAUUAUUUUAUUUUUUGUUGUGUUCAUGAAGUGAUAUUUACUUUUUAUGUACAAUUGGACUUUGCAUUUUAAAGGAAAUCAUCUACUUUUUAAAGUAAACUUGAAUAUGCAAAAUAAGAGUUAUUACUAUGCAACAUUUUAAAAUAUUUUUAUUGAAUAUGUUUUAAAGUAUUUUCUUGAUCAUUUAUGUGACAGCACAACAUAAAAUUUGUUGGAAAGGACGGAAAAAUAUUUAAAAAUGAACUUUGAUAGAAUUUUUCGUCAGAAUUAUGUAUUUUAUUUAAAAAAAGACCACUUUUAAGAAAAUCGUUUGAUUAUUAUAUGUUUUUUAAGACAAUUUCAUAUGUAUUUUAUGGUCAGUAUUUACUUUUUAAAGUCGAAUAUAAUAAAAUUUUAUACAUUACUAAAAAAAAAAAAAAAAGAUUUUUUUAAAUUUUUUUUACUAAGUUCGGAGGUAAAAAAAAAAAGCUUUGUUAAUAUUGGAAUAUUUUAUUACUUUUUUUGUUAUGUUUAAUCAUUUUAGAUCGUUAAGACACUGCCAAGUACCUCAUUUCACUACACAUGAUUUUAGUCUUUUAACUUAUUGUUUUUAUUUUUUUAUUUUUAUCAUAUCACCCUUUCCCCAUUUUUAUUUUUAUGUAACAGCAUUUGCUUUGAAGUUUCAUUACCUUUGUUUUUACUUGUAUAUUGAUCUACUCAUCUUCUAUUUUUGUAAAGGUUGUGUAAAUAGUAUUAUAUGGAGUGUCUGGAGUGACACUUUUACAACAAAUCCUCUACAACAAGAGCUGAAAUUUAUUAAAGGGGGAAAAUCUAGUUCAAAUACUCGAAUGUGCAGAUAAUGUGAAUGAAAUAUGUAGCUGUUUAAAUUUUAAACCUUUGUAUGUGAUGUAGUAUUGUCCUUUGUAGUGUCACUUGUGUACUGUAAUAUGAUCGUCAGUUUUUACUAUUCUAUGUAGUUGCAAAUUGUAUGUAUUAAAUUAUUUUUGAG
Argiope bruennichi is the source of this 10156-nucleotide messenger RNA. Its product is annotated as methylcytosine dioxygenase tet3-B-like. The coding region runs from base 493 to 6921 and encodes 2142 amino acids. Lineage: Eukaryota; Metazoa; Arthropoda; Arachnida; Araneae; Araneidae. The record is from RefSeq and is a predicted model, not a curated record. Gene Ontology annotation, cellular component: nucleus. The transcript has 14 exons. Gene Ontology annotation, biological process: positive regulation of transcription by RNA polymerase II; oxidative demethylation. Gene Ontology annotation, molecular function: DNA binding; DNA 5-methylcytosine dioxygenase activity; zinc ion binding.